GGAAAGUCAGUCUAGUGGUUGAGGAGCAACAACCAACUUGUCAGUUGUGCUAGCUCUUAAAGUGAUAUGAGAUCAGUUUUACUCGCUCUCGCCGCUCUACUCCUCCUAAAUGGGAGCGAGAGCGGUAGCUCAAACAGGAGGAGAUCGCCCACGCCCACGCCUUCUUCCCAACCGAUCGACUUCGAUUGUCCAGAAGAAUUCGGUUACUAUGCACAUCCCACAGACUGCACGCAGUACUACGUGUGCGUCUUCGGUGGAGCACUCCUCGAGUCGUGUACAGGUGGUCUCAUGUACAGUCACGAACUUCAGACCUGCGACUGGCCCAGGAAUGUAGGUUGCGCUCCGGGCUCUGCAAGCCAGGUUCAGCAGCAAGUGCAGCCUGAGAGCAGACCGAGGCAGAGCCAUAGGGUUCAACAGAGCCAAAGGACGAUUCCUAAGCAUGACUUGUACACCGAAGAGGAACAACUAGGGCUAGCUGAAGAGCUAGAAUCUGACAGGCAACAGAGAGUUUACCGUGGCCAGCCAUCUACAAUCGGCCAAGUUGCUAGUGACCGAGAUGCUCUUUCAACCCAUUCAAACGCCAUACCGAUCCCUUCCGGCGGAAGAGAUAAACUGUCGGUUGUGUCUUACGGAACGCAGCAGCAAUACACAAGAGCAAGUGUCACUCCUCAACAGACCUACGUCGAACAGCAGACACCGGUUCCCUCUAGGAACUAUUCUCAGUCAAGAUAUGUGCCAUCACAAUAUGACUCGCCCUUCUAUAAUCUUUACGAUGAUGAAGUCGAUCUCUACAAAGAAAUUGGAAAUGGCGAUUACCAAUACACCAACAAUCAAAAUCAAUACCGUACACAGUACAAGGAAAAGAAGCCUCAAAUUGAAAUAGUCCAGCAAGAGCCUUUACAAAGAGGCUACUCCAAAAACAAAUACAACACUCAGUCCGAUAUUUACCAAUCCGUCACUCCGCAAGAAUACGAUUCUUAUAGCAUUCAGACCAACGACGACAUCCCUUACAAGCAACAAAUUCAACAGAAACCUUCCAACAGAUCUGGGGUAAAGGAGAGUGAAUCAGAUGGGACCAAGAGCGUUGUAAGCACAGUGUCACCCGGGUUAGCUCAGCAGGAAUCCAAUUCAAAGACUGAGACUGUAACGCCAAAAAUUGAAAUGCUAAACAGUCCUGAAGGGCCUAGAACUGAGAGACUUGUACAAGACAGUUUUGUAAUUCAAUUAAAGACUGCCAACACCCCGAGACCCUUUAAAUUAAUUGAAGACCCACCAGUGAGCUUACAAACUAGAGGACAUUUUAUUGUAAAAGAACCUGAACCAAAACAUGAAUUUUUGACUAUAGACAUUACACCUAAACCUAGGGUUAACAUUCCGAGGAAGGAGGAAACAAAAAGACCGAUUGCUAUAAGAAUUCCGGAAUCAGCUAUUGACUUGAAUAAAUAUCAGAGGAAAGAAGUAACCGCAAAACCACAGCCGAUCCGAGCCUUUGAAUCAUUGGAAUGGCUUCAAGGGGGUGAUGAGAAAAGAGUGCCAACCAUAAAAUUUCCAGAAAGUAAACCACCUUUGAGAAGUGAAGAAGAAUUUAGACAAAGAAGGCCUUCUUCGAUUAGAUUUCCAGAUCAAAAGGAAAGAAAUGUUGAGUCCCAAAAGUCACAAAAUGAUAGGAGAGGUUCGUAUCGCUUCCAAGAGUCUGUAUAUGAAUUGGAAGACUUCACUCAAAUCCCGCUGGAGCUGGAACAACAAGGAGAAAACAAAUCUCCUGAAACAAGGAGAGGUUCGAACUAUGAUGAGCAGAAACUGGCUAAAGAAAGAGGAGAGAAAGCUGAGGAGUUGAGGAGACAUCAAUUGGAAGAAGCAAAGAGAGAAAAUGCAAGGAGACAAGCUUAUGAACAAGCUCGAAUAAGGCAAAUUGAAGAAGCAGAAAGGGAAGCUGCAGAGGAACUGAGACGAAAACAACUUAAAAACCAACAGUAUGAAGCUGAACAAGAAAAGAAAGCAAAAGAAGAGAAAGAAAGGCAAUUAGCAGAAUUAGCAAGAAGGAAGGAAAUUGAGGCACAAAGAAAGGCUAAAGAAGAAGCCAGACUUAGAGAAAUUGUGGAGAAGAGAAAGAAGGAAAUUGAAGAAAGGAAAAGAAAAGAAGAAGCUGCAAAGAAAGAACUCGAAGAAAAAAGACAAAAAGAAAUGGAAGAAAUAAGAAGGAAAGAGCUUGAAGAAAAACAGAGAAAAGAAAUAGAAGAAGCUGAAAGAAUUAAGGCUGAAGAUCGAAGGAAGGAACUGGAAGCAUUGAGAAGGAAAGAAUUAGAAGAGAAAAGAAGAAAGGAAAUUGAAGAGGCGAGGAGAAAAGCAUUUGAAGAGAGAAAGAGAAAAGAAAUCGAGGAAGCUGAAAAAGCUAGGGCAGAAGCGAGAAAAAAAGAACUUGAAGAAUUGAGAAGAAAAGAACUUGAAGAGAAACGGAGAAAAGAGCUUCUAGAGAAACAACGGAAAGAGACUGAAGAGAAUAGGAGAAAAGAGAUAGAAGAAGCUGAAAAAUUAAGAAUGGAAACAAGAAGAAGAGAACUAGAACAGAUUAAACUCAAAGAGGAAGAAGAAGCUAUUAUCAAACGAAAUGAAGAAAUUAGAAGGAAAUUAUUUGCAGAGCAACAAGCAAUGAAUGAACAAAACAGACUGAGAUCAGAACAAGUAAGUUACGACCAAAAAAGACCAACUCCUCAAGAAUCCCCAAGGGAAAAUCAAAACUACUAUUAUCAAACUAAAAAAGCUUCAUCACGAAUUCGAUCACAAAUCGAAGCACAGAAACAAACUAGAGUAUUACCAAAUAGGAACUCAGGAUUUAGAAUAGUAGUGGACCUAGAUGAUACAAUCACCACCCGACGAUCCCCGUACACAAUUGAUACAAAGCCACCUAAAAAAUAUCUAAGCUACAACAACACUAUUUCAAAUGAACCUUCCCUAAAUGAAGAGGUCACCAGACCAAGUCCCAUUAUCCCAUCUUCACAAAGCAGUAAUUUAGAGUCUACUUCACUACCGCCACGCAUGUACACUGACCAACUCCGAAAGACCCUUGACACUCCUAUCCCUCUCUUGAAAACUGACCCGGAAAAAACUGUAAGGGUGCGACCAACGACAAUUGACACCCAGUCUACCCCUGGUUUAACCAGAGGAAAUUCUAGACAUAGAGGAAGCCACACAUACACGCUUUCACCAAAUGAAGCCGAGCCUCUAAACAGAGGAACUCCUGCAUCCAGGGGAAGGCCCACAUUGAAACCAUCAACAACUGUCGUCGGAAAAGCCUCUGAGUAUGUCGACAUCUACAGAUACCCACCACACAGGCCAUCUAACGUCUUUCCUACACCACAAGUUGACAAAACUGCUGCUAAAUGUAGAAAAGAUGUUUGUUUGCUACCUGACUGCAGCUGCGGAGGAAAAGAUAUCCCUGGUAAUCUCUCCCCAGAAGAGACUCCACAGAUUGUCCUACUCACAUUUGAUGAUUCUGUAAACGAUUUGAACAAGGGUCUUUACUCCGAUCUUUUUGAAAAGGGUCGUGUUAAUCCCAACGGCUGUCCUAUCUCUGCCACAUUUUACGUAUCUCACGAAUGGACCGACUAUAGCCAAGUUCAAAACUUGUAUGCCGCUGGACACGAAAUGGCUUCGCAUUCCAUUUCGCACAGUUUUGGUGAACAGUUCUCCCAGAAGAAAUGGACUAAAGAAAUAGCUGGUCAAAGGGAAAUCCUUGCUGCUUAUGGAGGUGUUAAACUUGAGGAUGUCCGAGGAAUGAGAGCACCUUUCUUGGCUGUCGGUGGAAACAAAAUGUUUAAAAUGUUGUUUGAUUCCAACUUCACUUAUGACUCUUCGAUGCCAGUUUAUGAAAACAGGCCUCCAUCCUGGCCAUACACUCUCGAUUACAAGAUUUUCCAUGAUUGCAUGAUUCCCCCUUGUCCAUCAAGAUCUUAUCCUGGAGUGUGGGAAGUCCCUAUGGUCAUGUGGCAGGAUCUUAACGGAGGAAGGUGCUCGAUGGGAGACGCCUGCUCGAACCCGCCGAAUGCUGAAGGUGUUUACAAAAUGCUCAUCAAAAACUUCGAAAGACAUUUUUCGACCAACAGGGCUCCUUUUGGCUUGUUCUACCAUGCUGCAUGGUUUACACAUCCACACCACAAAGAAGGCUUUAUUUCUUUCCUCGACACCAUCAAUAAAAUGCCUGAAGUAUGGCUAGUGACCAAUUGGCAAGCAAUCCAAUGGAUUAGAGAUCCAACACCAAUUUCAAGGUUGAACAACUUUGCACCGUUCCAAUGCAAUUAUCCAGACAGGCCAAAAAAAUGUAACAACCCGAAGGUUUGCAAUCUCUGGCACAAAUCUGGAGUCAGGUACAUGAGGACUUGCCAGCCUUGUCCCGAAGUGUACCCUUGGACUGGCAAAUCCGGAGUGAGGAACAGCAAGGUGGACAACGAAAUAAUACAGGAGUAAAGACUUGAAGCAGAAAGGGAAAACCACUCAGCCAUACAAGCCAUUAUUUAUUCCGGUUGUUUUUUUUUUAAAGAAAUUUAUAAAGAAAGAAAGAAUGAAUGAGCUGUCAAGCUCUUAUCUUUUUUUUUAUGUAAUUUAAGUAUAACAAUGUUAACAUCUUGGGGUCUCCCCAUUGGUAAAAAGAGGAUGUUUAAACGUGCUUUUUGAAAAAAAAAAAUUAAAACAAAUUAGAAAAUUUUUAGUUUCCUGUGAUACGCUUGUAAAUUAUUGACUCCUAUUGUAUAUUAAUUUUUAUAAAAGAUAAAAAUUGAACAAAAGAGAUGAAAAUUUAGUAACGGUCAUAGAGCAGAAAGUAGAUUUUGUCACGUUUAAAUGUUUUGGAAAUUCAAUCAUCAUUGCUAUGUGGUUACUUCUCCAUUUGAUGCCCGACUUCAAAAACAACCGGCAUAAGAUCGAAGGACUAGCCACAUAACGACGGCAAUGUUUACUACUAUAAUUUUUAUUACCAGAUUUAAGCCAUUAUUAUCUUUAUUAAUUUUGUUUUUUGUACUGUGAUCUGAGGAUGAGGGAGGCUUCAACCGUACGACAGCCUUCAAAGGUGGAAUGAACAAGGAAUGUGUGCUCAGUUUAAUUUAUUGUAAAUUUAUAUUGUAUAUUCUAUCUUCUGUUUAAUACUUUUCUUCUCUAUUUCAUUUAUAUUUUAGAAAACAAAAACAUGAAAGACUCGCAAACUACUAUUUUAAAUUGAUUUUUAAGAUGUGUAAUUUGUGGUCCAGGCAAACUUUUGUUUUUGUUUUUGUAUUUUAAAUUAAAAUAGUCGGUUUUAUACAGUGUAUUGUCCAUAAAUACAUAGUUUCAUGCAAA
Molecule: messenger RNA, 5328 nt
Organism: Cimex lectularius (bed bug)
Lineage: Eukaryota; Metazoa; Arthropoda; Insecta; Hemiptera; Cimicidae
Gene: Cda5
Product: stress response protein nst1
Exons: 19
Coding region: 67-4464 (1465 amino acids)
Biological process (GO): carbohydrate metabolic process
Cellular component (GO): extracellular region
Molecular function (GO): hydrolase activity, acting on carbon-nitrogen (but not peptide) bonds; chitin binding
Source: RefSeq, a predicted model, not a curated record